Molecule: messenger RNA, 9758 nt
Organism: Cinara cedri
Lineage: Eukaryota; Metazoa; Arthropoda; Insecta; Hemiptera; Aphididae
Source: the annotation of a GenBank genome assembly
AUGAACAAAAAAGGCAUAAUAAGUUUACGGUUCAAUCAAGACCGAAGUGAGUACAAAAACGAUUUUUCUGUAAAACGUCUCUCUCUAGAUAGAAAUGGUCUUGUUCCUUUGUUUUAGCUUGUUUCGCCUGUUGUACAGAGACCGGCGUUAGGAUUUAUACUGUCAAUCCAGUGACAGAAAAAGAGCGCUUCGGUAAGUCAAAUAAUUUAUUAUCACAGUGGAAUACACUGACUUUGUUAUUAUUGAAAUUGUAUUUUCAUUGCUUAGAUUUCGGCGGCAUAUCACAAUGCGAGAUGAUCUUUCAAUCCAAUCUGAUAGCAGUAGUUGCUGGUGGACGUUAUCCAAAGUACUCUCACAACACUGUAUACAUUUAUGAUGCUAUAAAACCAAAAUUUGUGAUGGAAAUUAAUUGUUCUUCUGCUGUUAAGGCCGUGAGAAUGAGAAGAAAUAGGUAAGUAAUUCAAUUUAGAGCUAUAUUGAUAGUUUUUCCAUUGAAAAUUUUGUUAUUUUUCUAACUUAGGGUAAUUGUUGCAACUAUAAACCAAAUAGAUGUGUUUUCAUUUCCUGCUCCUAUACAGCACAUAAUCACUUUGGAAACUCGUCCAAAUCCAAUGGGUAUAUGUGAAGUAAGUCCUUCUGACAUCGCUGAAAAACAAAUUGUUGUAUAUCCUGGAAAUAAAAUCGGAAGCAUAAAUAUUAUGGUAAUAAAAUACAUACUAUAUUUAUUAUAUUUAAUUCGAUAGCUCACACCAGUCUGUAAUAGCAAUUACUUUUUUUUUUAUAAGAGUUUAAUUUGGUGCAAUGAUAAGGAUAUGCCCCUAUAAUGUGGUUAAGUACUUAUUUGUCUACAAUUGAUUUUAGUUUGAAAGGAAUAAGAAAGGAUGAAAGGAAUAAGGUAUUAUUUAGGAAAAUACAAAAUUAAUAAUAAUGUAUUAAUUGAUUAUGAAUAGUGUCUGAUGUGUAUUCUCAUAUGGCAAUAUUAAAAAAUUAUUUGGUGAUAUAUCAAUCUAGUAUUAAGAAAUAAAACAGAAAACCUCAUUUGUAAUAUCAAAAUAACAAGGUUGACUGAUCAAAUAUAAUUAAACUCAAAUAUAAAACGUUCCAAGCUUACAAUGGUGAGGAGAGGGAGUAGUUCCUACUAAAUAAUAACUACAUAACAAUUCACAUACAUAUAAUGCCUAUAAAUAGUUUAAAAAUCAGUCAAAUAUUUUUUCAAACCAUUAUUUCUGUAAACUUACCCGUUAUUUCUACAUAUAUUUCCGAUUUUGCUCAAUUAAUCAGAUAACUACACAGAAAAUCAAAAAAAAGACUCAAAAACAAGAUUAAAAAAGUCUAAUCGUUUUUCGAUUGGAGCAAUAUUUCUGGUAGAAAAAUGCUUAACAAUUUUAUAAUAAUGAAAUGGUACUCUGUUCAUUUUUUAUUUUUCGUCUCCUUCCGGUUUUCUCCAAUUAUUAUGAUAACUACUUAAAAAAUUAAAAUAACAUUUAUUUUCUUACCAACUAGUUCUAAAAUGCAACAUAAAAGGUUUCUCAACAUAUAAAACAUAAAAACCGAAUUCCGUUGAUUCGUUAGUUCACACAAAUUAUUUUUCGUUAGCAACAGUGUAUCAUUAUGUACAGAUAUAAAUUAAAUUCCUCUCUUUAUCCUACUUUCUCAACUUCUCAGAUACAACUGUGGUCCACCCAUCGUGCGAAGUAUGUCUGUCUUUUUGUUAUUUUAUUUUAUGUUAAAAUGUACUUUAAUGUUAAGAGCUUGUAAAAAUAUGUUUAAUUUUGCCAAGAAAGUGAUUUUUACAAUUUUGAAGAUGAACUGGUAGUAUUUAAUGUAUGUAUUCAGAAAAAUAAUAAACUACUUCAUACUAUUUCUACUACCAUUUUAUUUUAAAACAUACGGUUGAAGAAGUUUUUGAUGAAUUAUAACAAAUUUUACAAUUAAAUUUAAAAUUACAAGUUAAACUAUAUAAAAGACAAUAACUAAUAAAUUAUAAUUCAAAAAUUCUAUUUACCUAUGCAUGCGCAGAACAAUACAAUUUUACUACUGUUAAUCGUUUGUAAUAAUACCGGACUUACGCUUUACUAUCUGAAACAUUUACAGGCACUUUGACUAAAGAUUGUAAAAUUCGGCCUUUGCAUUUUUUGAUUUAAUCACUAUUUCUGGCAUUAAACAUAGUUUGUUAAAUUAAAAAUAAUGAAAUUGGUAACUUUGUGUCACGCGAGAUGUAAUAUAUUUUGUCUUUUUACUACCUAUAAAUCUGUUAUCAGUUAUUCCUAUUUAUUUUUAUACUCCUUGAAAAAUCAAAAAGAAUGACCUCUUUAAUGCACCAACUAGAUUAAAUUUCCUUUCAGUUCUAUACUUGAUACAUCAGAGCAAGUUUUUUUUUUCAAAAGUACACAGAUAGAAAAAAAAAACACAUAGUAAAACCAAUAGAUCCUCUGCUCCCCUUUGAAUUUAAAAUAGUGUAAGUAUUAUUAAUUUCUAACUGUACAAAGAUGAUAUUUGUCAAAACCGCCUCCUCAUUCUGAAAUGUUUUCUUAUGUUUGUCAAUGUAAGCUGAUCACUGGGACAAUUGUGAUGAAAGUUAAGUUAAGAAUAUGCAUAAAGAACAUUGAAAAACAUACAAAUUACAUUUUGUGAUAUCAGAUAAUAUGUUGUAUAAAUAUCAUAUUAUAAUAUAAUAGAAAACAGACCAUGUUGAGGGAAGAGUAUGGUUGUUAGGAGGUGGGGUAGUAUUAUUUAUAUAUUAUGAUCAGGAAAAAUUCUACUGUCAAAUAUUAAUACUAGUUAUCUUAAUUAAUUUUUUAAAUUCAUACCAGGUUCAAUGUUAAGGGAAUAUUCACACUGGAGUGACUAUUGAAUUAGUGGAUUGAUUUUAUAAAAAAUUAAUUCAAAAUGUUAUAUGAUUAUUUUUUUCAGGAUAUUUCUAAUACAGAUAUAUAUAGUUCUACGGCACCAGUAAUAUUAAAUGCUCAUCAGGGAGAGAUAUCUUGUUUAGCUCUUAAUCAACAAGGUACUUUAUUAGCAAGUGCAAGUACAAAAGGAACAUUGAUACGUAUCUGGGAUACUAUUCGUAAAACUAAAAUAGCUGAACUAAGACGUGGUUCAGAUCCAGCAACUUUAUAUUGGUAUGUUAUUUUAUUUUAUUUUUUGGUAAUAUGAUUUUGAAGUAAAAGUUUGUUUAUAUAAUGCACUUCAUGUCAUACUACUUGUAUUAACCUAGUUUUGAAGAUAUUUCUUAUGCCCAGGAAUGGUAGGAAUAAAAAUUAGUUUAUUGCCUGUGUUAUGAAUAUAAAAUAUAAAUAAUUAAAAUGUAUGUAUUUAAGAAUAAUACCUAUCAAAAAGUUAAUUAUUCAUAAUAAUAGUAUAUAUUACCUCAUUAAAAUAUAUUAGAUUUAAAUUUUAGAUCUACAAUAUAUAAAGUUUAAUGGAAUUUUUGGAACAUUUAAAGGGGAUACCCUGUCCUACCAUAAAAAUAAAAUAACAAGUGUCAAAUGAUAUAUACAAUAUUUACGAUAUUAGUAAUCUAAGUGAUUAGUGGGUAUAAAUUCAGUUGUUUUGUACCCCUUUAUUCACCAUAUUACACAAGGUUUGUGUUUGGGGUGAACAAGUUUGAAAAGUCAACACAUACAUCUUUUAUAAUAUACUUAUUAUAGACUAUUGCUAAUUAAAUACUAAAUAAAUUAAGUAGAAAAAAAAAUAUGAUACAUCAUAAUAAGGAAAAUAACUACUAUAAAUUAAAAUUAUUAUCUAAGGUACACAAUAAUUAUUUAACAUUGAUUUAGUUUGAAAUCUAGUAAUACAUUUUAUACAAAUCAAUUCCUAAAUUAACCAUAUUGAAUUUCCUAAAUUUUUAUUAACUUUUAUGUAAGUUAAAUUACUUCUAGUUUUUAAGGAAGUAUUUUGUAAAAAUGGUGUGGCUUAAAUAUUUCCACUUCAAUUUUAAAUAGAUUUAAUAUUACUUUUUUAUAAAAAGAACUUUUAAAUUUAACACUUUAUGAUCAUAAAACUGGUACAACCUAUACUUGAGCAGAAUAAUUUUAAUUGAUACAGGCACUAUAGUUUCUAAAUUAAGUACUGUAAGUUCCUGCCCCAGACUUCUAUACCAUAACUAAAUAUUGAUUGCGCAACUAUUUUGUAUAGUAAAAGAUUAAAAAUAUUCCUUGGAUUUUUAAAAAUAUAAAAAAGUGCUGAUUGAGAUAGUUAUAUACUGUAUGUGAUUAAACCAUUUAAAUUUUUCAUCAACUGUUACCUUAAAUACUUAAUUAAACCAACAUUUUGAAUGCCUAAAUAAUGAAUAAUUAUCUGCCUCUUAACAGUCAAAGCUAUGAACCAUUUUAGGUUCCAAAAAAUUAAGAGUUAUAUUUGGCAUAUGGAAAUAUAUAUAAAAUAAAAUAAUUUUUAAACAUAUUAAAUAAUUACAGAAUCAAAAAAAAAAUUAGUUUAUACUAUUUGAAUUUAAUUUAUAAAAUUAUUUAUUUUUAUAAGUAUACAGGUAUCCCACGAGUAUUUGACAAAUGCAAUAACUUUUGUUCUAUUCAAUAUUUUUGAUAAAUAUUUUUUUAAAUAAAUAAUAUACUUCAAUGCUACUAUUUAUAUAUGAACUUUUUUUUAGGGGUAGGGGGACUUGAAAUAAAAAAUUCAAAAUGGUCAUUUUGUAAAAUACAUAUUUAGAAAUAUUUUUGUGGUUGAUACAUUUGUUAAAGUACGUUUUUUCAUUGUCUACAAAUUUUUUGAAGUUUUUGCAAAUGUGAAUAUUACAAUAUUUUGUAGUUGUUUUUUGAUUUUGCAAUUUAGUUUUUUUCAAUAAUUGAAUAAACCGAGAAAAAAUAACGUAGAAAGAAUUGGAAAAUUUACGAUAAUAAUGAUUUUGUUGUUUUUUUUUACUGUUAAUUAAUUGAAAAUAUUUAUAGAGACUUGAAAUUUUAACAAUAACUUAUAUUUGCUUUUUCUAGACGUAGUACAAUUUGCUAGUACAUUAUUUAAUGAGAAAAAUGAAUAUACCAUGAUAAAUGAUAGGUCAUUAAUAGGUUAUUAACAAUACGAAAUAUCAUAAUUAUGGAAAACCAGUUAGUUUUGAAACAGUACACAUUCAAUCACGACUAUAAUUAUACUGUUACCAUAUGGUCACACACGGCCUUAUCAAAUUUUGACGAAAAUACGAAAAUCCUAAAUAUUUCGGUCUUUCAUAAAAUGUAUAUUAAGGUAUAACCGAAUUUUGUUCUAAAAUCUGAAUUGUUUUUCGUUGAUAAUUGUUUAUUGUUGCGUACUGAUGUAUUAAUUAAUUUUCCCUAUAUAUCCCUUUAACCGAAGUAAAAAAAAAAAAAACUAUUUUAAAAAGCAUGUAUCAAAGUUAUAUAAUUUGCCUACAUAUGCAUACAAAUGGGCAAUGGACAGUGCUACGAAUGCCUAUGAUGCCACCAUAUUGUUUAAAUAAAUUUAUGUAUUACGUGUGUGACUAAUAGUUAUAAAUAUUAUACUCGUGGUAUAAAGAGCUUGAAUUUGUCAUUUUAUCUUAUGAAAAUAUAUAAUAAUAUGCUUCGAUUUUUUUUUUUUUUUAUUAAAAAAAAUAAUAUUUACAAUGCUUCGAGGCAUAAUACGCAAAUCUGACAACAUUUAUGUAUACAUAAAGAACAGCAUACAGCUGUGACACAUAUGAGGAGGGAGGCCAUCCAUUGAUAGAACCCAACAUUAUUUAUUUCGUUAUAAUCAACCAGCAGGUCACGACAUCAUUUUCUUUGGAGUCGUCGAGUGGGAUUACCAGGAAGUGAAUGGUUUCCGAUUUGAUUAUAUACAAAUACAGUUUAGUUCCACUGUUCGUAUUUCAAUUUAUUUUUUAAUAAAACGGUUUUCUCCGUUACCCUACUAAUGGGGGUUUAUUUUUGAUUUUUUCGUUUUUAUGGUUUUAUAAAUCCAAUAUGAACUAGCAAAAGUGAGCUUAUGGAGGUCUCUCGUUUUGAAGAAUAUAAAUAAAAAAAAGCCACUGUACUAAAAUGAAAUUGUUACAUUGUUUGUUCUCCGUAUUAUUUAUAGUGAUUUAUUUAUAAUUGUCAAAUAACCCCGAGAAUAACCUAUAACUUUUAUAGUAAUAGUUUUAAUUUUUAGUAAAUUUCAGAAGAGCGAAAAUUUGUUCAAAUUUGUUUUAAAAUUUAGUGCCUUAGAAUACGCAUUUUGAAGGGAAAAAAAAUUAGUGUCUGAUUAAGUAGAAAUGUUCCCGUUGUAUUCAGCUGCAGUGUCUAAUGAUCCUUAUAUCACCAGUGGCAACUAACAACAUUCGGUCCCGUGGGGCGUAAAUGCGUAAUGAUUUCUAAUUCCGUUAUAGCUUAUCGAUGACUAAUCUGGGGGUCUAUUCUAUUAAUGCGUAAUAAUUUUGCCAAUAAAAUAUUAAUGCGCAAAUUGAAUGUUAUCACGCGCUGUUAACGUUCAAAACUACAGGUUUUUCUUAUCGUUUUCGGCGUGAUUUACGAUUACGUACUAAUUGUUGUAAUCGACCGGAGCGUUCAAAUACAGAAAUGUACCGCUCAUAAUACGCAUGCGCAUUGCGCUUUCGUGCGUGUAACGUAGAUAAUAUGUUGAUUAUCAGCGGCAAAUUAAAAUUUUGAAUAAAUAUGUUUAAUAAACGUAAAAUAAAGUCUGAUUUAAGCAAAUAUUACUAUAUACUAUGAAUAAACUCGGAAUAUUCCUGUAAUAUAAUUAAAUUGUAAAAUGUCCUUAUUGAUCGACACGCCACGUUGAGAAUUUCAAUGAUCAAUCAAUAGUUAUUAUUAUUUUCUUUUUUUCAAUAAUAAUAUUUUCUACCUUAUUGACAUUUUUUUCAAAAAGGUUUUGUUAUGAAUAUCACAAGGAAAAUCCAUUUGAAAAAAGAAAUAAGUCGUGAAUUUCACUGAAUUAUACGCUAUUUAAUACUGAUCGAAUUUAGUAUAAUAUCAUCAGUAAACAUCCAGAAAUUAGUACUAUUUUAUUUUCAUAUCUUGUUUCAAUCUAUAUAUUAAAAUAGAACGUGUCUAAAUUUCGAUGUCAUGCCAGUGUUAUAGAUACAAUGCAAUUUACCAAACCCCUUAAAUUAAAUAAACAUCAUAAAUAUACCUUAAAACCUGUUUUGGGCAAGAGUUGGUAAGUUUUGAAUACAAUACCAUAUUUAUUCAAAAUUUUAGUUUUGCAGCUAGGCAAUAAACAUGUCAUUUACGUUAUUCGCAUAAAGCGCAUUACUGUAUUUAAACGCUCCUGAAUCGACCCCUGGUGUUUAUCAUGGUUGUCAUAAACGAACAAUUUUGUGAAAAAAUUAAUUUUAUGUCAAAAUAUAACAAUUAAAAAUUUGCAGAUGCGAUGUGUAAAUUGUUUAAUUUUAAAAUGUCACCUGACUAGAGUCAGCACAAUAUUAUUGCGAUUCUUAUUCAAAAACUAUUGUAAUAAUUCCCACCCCCUUCAACUGUUUAGACCAAUAGAGUGCUAAAUUGUAAACAUAUAAAGUAUUUUAAAUACUUUGUCAAAUUUAUUAAUUUUCAUAGAUAAUACUGAUGAAUUGUAAACUUAAUAGCCUUUAAAAACAUAAAUAUAAUGUACAAAUAUUGUGAUAUUCUUGAUGUAAUAAUAAGUAAUCUAAAUUUGUAUGUAUUAUUCAUUUUAUGAGGUAAUUAUAUUAUAAUAUUUGUUAUCUGAGAUUAGAGGUCAAUUUAACCAAUUAUUAUGAUUAUAUGGAGGUAAAUUGGCCCUUUUAAACAUGUGAUUGAAGAUGCUUAAAGAGUAGCAGAUUAAAUUUAAAAUUUGUUUCAUGAUUCAGAGAACCACAAUUUAAAAUUCCAUUUUGCUAUGUGUUUUUGUAGAUUUUUACCAAUUUGUAUUUUUAAUGAAAUCUCCCUUUGAUAAAAAGUAUCGCAGCAAAUGAAUUACGUCCUAAGAUCCUUUUUUCAUAUGAAUUGCGUUCCAACGUCAUACAUUAUUUCCUAUUGAGUUAGGACUGCCAACAGUAAUUUAUUGUUAGGUUAAAUUUUUCGAAAUUUCAUUAAAUCGAUUUUAGCCGUUGUUUAUUAAUUAAAAUAUUUAAUUUUAGAUUAUUACUCAGUAUUUGUCUAUUAAAUAAUACUGCACAAUCUUUAAUAUGAUUAUGAUCAUUUGCACGUACUAUAACGUUCUAUUUUUAUCAUUUGGUUUAAUAUAUAACAUGUAACUAAAACGUUUUUUAUUUUAACAGCAAUUUCAACGUUGAAUAUUAUUCUUUAAUAUUUUAUGGUUAACACAAUUUGUAUCCAUUUAUACAAAAUAAAGCUUUAUUUUUUUUUUUUUUUACUUAAAAUCACGUCAAUGUUAUUGCAAACAACAUCGUAUUUUAUACGAAUUAUACAAGUACAACGUUAUUAUAAUAAUAUAAACGAACUAUGUCUACUAAAAGAAUAAUCUGUAUAAAACUUGGGAUAUAAUUGAAAAGUGUAAUAUAUAUAUAUAAAAAUAUAAUUUGCAGAUAGAACAGACGCAAUUUCGUGUGCAGCCAAAAAUUUAAAAUGCUCAAAUAGUCUCCUAAAAACCACUUAAUAUUCAACCAUCAUAAAUAAUAAAAAUUUAAUACAGACAUUAGAUUUUGUAUUGUUAAAUAAGAAACCUGUCAGGUACAUAUUAUUGUAGUAUUCUGUUAUAAUUUUAAUUGUGUUCUUAUCAACUAUUUUUUUUUAUCAUCAGGGGUACAAUUAUUUUCAAAUAAUUAUAAAUAAAAAUAUAUUAUUUUUCUUGCACAAAUAAUAAUAAUAAUAUAUAUUUAAAGUGCAUAUUUAUUAAAUUUGAAAUGCUAUAAAAUCCCAUAUGUGAUUAUGAACAUAUUAAGUAUUAAUCAAGUAGUAUUGGAUUGAUAGAGAGAGUAGUAAUCUAUUUUUUUUUUAUGAAAAAAUAGUUCACCUAACCUAGCUGUUCCCGCACUUGUGUUUUAAUAUGAGUACUGUGUAUAAUAUUAGUUUUUUUUUUUUUAUUACAACCCCUCAAUAUUCACUGUCCCAAAUAUGUAUAGGUAAUUAGGUUAUAAAACUCUGUAGUUUUGAUUUAGGUUCAGUUGCAUAGAGUCCAAGGUAAAAUAAUUUUUAUAGUAAAUAGUGAUAUUAAUCACGAUUAUAUAAAAAACCAUAAUAAUGCAUUUUAAAGUUAACACAAUUUUUGUGUUAUAUGAAUGUUAUCCCUUAUUUACUUAUAUUUUGUUAAAACUAUCUAUUAAGAAAUAAAAUCAAUUUAGUAUUUUGAAAUUCAAAUAUUAGUGUUUUUGAGAGUUAUUUGUGACUCUUAAAUAUUGUUUUUUCUUUACAGCAUAAACUUCAGUCCUAAUUCAGAAUUUUUAUGCUGUUCAAGUGACAAGGGCACAGUUCAUAUAUUUGCUCUGAAAGAUACAGAUUUAAAUCGCAAGUCUAGUCUAUCAACAUUAAGUUUUUUUAGCUCUUAUGUUGAAUCACAAUGGGCUCUUGCAAAUUUUACAGUACCUCCUGAAAUGCCUUGUAUUUGUGCAUUUUUGUCUCAAGAUGUUGUUAUUGGUAAUAUAAUACAUGCUGUUUUUUAAACUCUUAAAUUCUUGGUGACUUAAAAUAUACGUUGUGUAUAAAUUAUUAUAAGUCUACUUAAUUAAUGGAUAAAGUUCUGAAGAAAACAAAGCUCAAUAAAGUACUUGAUCUUAUGUUACAGCUGUCUGCCUUGAUGGUAGUUACCACCAAUAUUCUUUUACAAAAGAUGGAACUUGCAGACGUAGAACAUAUAGCAUAUAUUUACAUGAUUGUGAGGAUGAAGACAUAUAA